AUGGAACCUCCGGAGAAGCUCUGUAGGAAAAUGCGGGGCCAGGAAGCUGGUGACAAGCCCAGGACUGCUGCACAGGACACAGAGGGACCACCACAGGAUCCUGCCCCACUUGUCCAAGGUGACCCAGACAAGCUGUCCUCACUCCCCAGGGCUGGCUUGGGAAAGAGGCCACUGUCAAAGACCUCUGGGGAUUGCAUUGAUGCUGACACCUGUAGAGUGCACACAGCCCCCUCACCAGCUGUGUGUAGUCCCAAACCCCAGAAAAAAGGUUCUUCUCUCCAAGAGAAAAAGGCAGAGACAGUGAAGCCAUCCAUGUCUGCAGGCCCAGGCCAAGUCCCAAAUCCCCUCAACUUUCGAGAGAGGGACCUGAAGAAGGAACCCCUAGAAGCAACCUGUCAGUUUCGGAAAAAGACUCGAACCCUGUACCGCUCAGACCAGCUGGAAGAGCUGGAACGGAUAUUCCAGGAAGACCACUAUCCUGACAGUGACAAACGCCAUGAGAUUGCCCAGAUGGUGGGGGUGACUCCCCAACGCAUCAUGGUGUGGUUUCAGAACCGUAGGGCAAAGUGGCGAAAAGUAGAGAAACUAAACGAGAAGGAAGAUAAUAAUGGUCCUGCACCCCCGAGGGCUAACAGCAGCCAGUGCAGAUCUGCACCUGAGCUCCUAGGUCCUAUGCCUACAGACCUAGAACCUGGCCCUGUUCCUCCAGAGAACAUUCUGGAUGGCUUUACUGAGCCCCCCGUGCUGCUGACUUCGGACCAGACUCUAACGUCCUCUCAGCACAAUGAGAGUGCUGAGAGGGUGGCAGUGACUCCACCACUCCUCAGUCCCCCACCUAUUCGAAGGACCAACCUUCCUCUUCCUCUGGGUCCCUUUCAAGCUCCUCAAGUGCUACCUCCGCUGAGGGAUGUUCCUGGCAGUGACAGCAUAUACAAGGACAAGCCCUGUGGGUCCUGGGGUACUAGUAUCACCUCACCUCCCAUCUACUCAAAUUUGGAAGACAUGGGACCUCAGGAUUACCAAGCAAGCAACCAGCUGGGUUCGUUCCAGCUCACCCAGGCUCCACAGACCCCCCUUUUCCCACCCCUUCAGUCCCAGGUUCCGUAUCUGCCUCCCUUCCCUCUCCCUAUCCCAAGCCCACUGCCAUUUCUACCACCAGAAGACUCUCUGUUUUCAUUUCCUUUCGGCCUCAAUGGGGACUCAUCACAGGAUUAUUACCCAGGGCCCCAAUCAGGUCAGAUCUUGCUGCAGCCAACAGCUGGAAACACGGGUCCAGGACCCUGGAGCGGCCAUUGUUUGCCAGAACCUCCCUUCCCUCGCCCACACCACCCACAGGGACACCCCCUAGGGGCAGAGGGCUAUUUUCCUGACUUGUUUCCCACUCCAUGUGCUCCAACUCUGAGCAAGCAGCCUUCAUUAGGCCUAAGUGGGCUUCUCGGAGGCACUAGAGCAGUGACAGGGACCUCGAUAAGCAAAAUGCCAGAUGAGCAGACUUCCUCUUCCCUUGAGCAGCCUGCACCAGAGGAGGUCAGAGACAAAAAUAAGGAUAGCCAAGUUGGUGGAGCUAAGGAGUAA
Rattus norvegicus (Norway rat) is the source of this 1575-nucleotide messenger RNA. RefSeq names its product NOBOX oogenesis homeobox (gene Nobox). Gene Ontology annotation, molecular function: DNA-binding transcription factor activity; DNA binding. Lineage: Eukaryota; Metazoa; Chordata; Mammalia; Rodentia; Muridae. Gene Ontology annotation, biological process: regulation of transcription by RNA polymerase II. Gene Ontology annotation, cellular component: nucleus. The transcript has 9 exons. The record is from RefSeq and is marked provisional. Bases 1 to 1575 code for a protein of 524 amino acids.